AUGCGCGUCAUUCCGCUGUCAAAAAGGCCGUAUCCGUGGGCUGUGUCAGUAAUUUGCAAGCGUAAUUUGUUUUUACAUAAAAUGUCCGCGAAUUCCUCUCCAGGAAAAAGCGAUGCUGAGGAUAGUAAUGGUGCCCCUAACCCGCCAAAUCCAAGUGAGCAUUUAGGUUCUCGGAUUCGUGAUUUGGAUGUAGAUACUAUUCGAAGGUAUUUUGCUCAAAAAUUCGGGUUCUAUGAGCCUAGCGAACCAACUGGUGGUGUCGAAAAGGUUUUACAUGAAGUCAGUUUAGAUGGUGUUGUUAAAUGGAUGAAUAGCCCGCGAUGCCAAAAUGUUAUUACAUUAGCUGGAGCUGGUAUAUCAACAUCUGCAGGUAUUCCUGACUUUAGAAGCCCCGAGACUGGUCUCUAUCACAAUUUGCAAAAAUAUAAUCUUCCAGAACCACAGGCAAUCUUUGAGAUAAACUUUUUCAGACAAAAUCCUAAACCAUUUUUCACACUAGCAAAGGAACUGUUUCCUGGAAAUUUCAAGCCAACAAUUUCACAUUAUUUCAUUAGGCUUUUGCAUGAAAAAGGUCUAUUGCUUCGUCACUACACACAAAAUAUUGACACAUUAGAAAGAGGCGCUGAGAUUCCUGAUGAUAAAAUCGUUGAGGCACAUGGCACAUUUUACACAUCACAUUGCUUGGAAUGCAGAAAAUUGUAUAGUCUAGAAUUUAUUAAAGAACACAUAUUUUCCGAUGAGAUCCCCUUGUGCACAGAAUGCAGUGGAGUAGUCAAACCAGAUAUAGUUUUCUUUGGAGAAAGUCUACCAGAACGAUUCCAGAAUUGUCUACAAGAAGAUUUUAAGAAAUGUGAUAUGCUAAUCAUUAUGGGAUCAUCCUUGGAAGUCCAGCCAUUUGCAUCGCUGAUUGAUAUGGUACCCGAAUGGUGUCCCCGUCUCCUAAUAAACCGAGAGAAAGCCGGUAUGAGGUCUCCCUUACUCCGGAUGUGGGGCCUGAUGAGUGGGGGACUUCAGCUUGAUGAUGAUGCUGUCAGGGAUGUGGCAAGGCUUGGUGAUUGCGAUGAAGGAUGUGCAGAUCUGGCUGAAAGACUUGGCUGGGGCGACGAGCUUCACGCGUUAGUUGCCAGCGAGCAUGAAAGGUUGGAACGCGAGGGCGCUCUCACUAAACCCCUUGGGCCAACAGUUGGCCACUCCUUGAAGCCGAUUAUUCCAAUCGUUCCAAGUGGUAGCUCUGCCAUUCCAAGUGUGGUGAAAUCGCCACCCAACAACCCAAUACCCAAAAUAUGA
Molecule: messenger RNA, 1287 nt
Organism: Pieris macdunnoughi
Lineage: Eukaryota; Metazoa; Arthropoda; Insecta; Lepidoptera; Pieridae
Source: the annotation of a GenBank genome assembly